Synchiropus splendidus (mandarinfish) is the source of this 1833-nucleotide messenger RNA. It is a transcript of the gene g6pc3, whose product is annotated as glucose-6-phosphatase catalytic subunit 3. The transcript has 6 exons. The coding region runs from base 166 to 1182 and encodes 338 amino acids. Gene Ontology annotation, biological process: gluconeogenesis; glucose 6-phosphate metabolic process. The record is from RefSeq and is a predicted model, not a curated record. Lineage: Eukaryota; Metazoa; Chordata; Actinopteri; Syngnathiformes; Callionymidae. Gene Ontology annotation, molecular function: glucose-6-phosphatase activity. Gene Ontology annotation, cellular component: membrane.
AUGCAUAGCGAAUCGAAAGUCCUCGAACAGUUUCAAACACGGAUGAUGUGUUGAUGGAACUGUUACUGUCACAUUCAUGUUGCGGGUCGAACUUCUUCCCUGAAUAAGUCCACACCCUCCAGAUCGCGUAGAUUUCAGGUGCUGCACUGAGGAACAGGCGCAGCGAUGGAAGCCUUGCACACGCAGGGAGUGUGGAUCGCUGCGACUCUGCAGAAACAGACCAAACAUCUGGAGCAGUUCUGGAUCGUCGUCACGCAUCUGGGAGACCCAAAAGCUGCUUUUCUGCUCGUCUUCCCCUUCACCUACUUCUGCUGUAAACGCGCCGGACUGGCAGUGAUAUGGACUGCAGCCGUCACCGAGUGGCUCAAUCUGGUGCUGAAAUGGUUCUUAUUCGGAGAGCGGCCAUUCUGGUGGAUCGGUGAAUCACGACUGUUUGUCACCAAUCAGCCCGAUGUUCACCAGUUUCCGUCCACAUGUGAAACUGGCCCUGGAAGUCCGUCCGGCCACGCGAUGGUGACGGCGGCCGUCUGGUGGGUCGUGGUCUCGUCACUGGGCUCGUUUCUAUACACUCGCACUCGUAGUGUGUCGUUGGCAGCAGCUCCAGUUCUUUUCUACAUGGUUCUCUUGAUCACCGUUGGCAUCUCAAGGGUCUUUAUCCUGGCCCACUUCCCUCACCAGGUCGUAGCGGGCUCGAUGGCAGGUUUUCUCCUGGGAGUCUUCCUGAACAAGAGAGUACCUGAGGAGCGCUCCCUGCUGUUCUUCUUCAGCUGCAGUGUGGGUCUGCUGCUCUCUGCUGUGCUUCUUCAUGCCGGACUGCAGCUCCUGGGAAUCGAUCUCUCAUGGUCAAUUGCUUUGGCGAAGAAACGGUGUAGCCGACCGGAGUGGAUUCGCCUGGACACGGCACCCUUCUCCUCGCUGACCCGGGACUGUGGGGCUCUGCUAGGUCUGGGUCUGGCUCAGUACUGGAAGCCAGGGGGCUGGAAUCUCCCAUGGGCACCGCGGGCUCUGACGCUGGCCCUGUCGUCCCUGGCUCUGUAUCACAUCCACCGUCUUCCUCUGCCAGUCCAACCUCCCAUCCUCUUCUACUCUCUGUUCUUCACCAAGUUUGUGCUGGUGCCGCAAAUUGUCAUGAUUCUCGUGCCUGGUCUGGUUCAACUCUUCACACACACAAAGAAUGACUAGAACUACAGUGAAGACCUUUGAACUUUGAGGGUUUACAAGUGGGAACUUUUGUCUCUCUCGGUUUACAUGAAUGUUUUUCUUUUUUUUCUGUAAUAAAUUAAUGAUAUUCGAUCAUUGGCUUUCCAUUUGGUGACUUGGCAUUUGCAGUCUUGGCUCUUGAAGUCAAGACGAGAAGGAGAAGCUGGCAUACAUAUCAAAGUGAGGUCUGUGUCAGGCACAUUUUUUAGGUCCAUGUGAGCCAAACUGCUGGUGUCUUCGGAAGAUAGGCUGAUUGCAUUUUGAGCUGUGGACAUGGUAAUUCACAUCUGGCUCAAUCAAAAAGGCUCCCUGCAGUGGCAUUAGCACUUGUAUGUUAUCUCCUUUUGAGCCACCCCCUCAUCAGCAUGAGCCCAAGCCCAUUGUCUCCGCUCUUCUGUGAUGUCACUAUUUGUUGAUCUAAAGGUCUUUGAAGUUGUCAAACUCAAACAUGCCCAAGAAGGGUUGUCAAUGUAGAACGGGAAGAAGAGUUUCAGCCACAGUUGGGAGUUUGUGCUACUAUUACACGCUUGGAGAUAAGGCGACGCAGAGGAGACUCUUUCAAUAAAAGAAAAAAGAUUCUAUAAAUAAUGAUAUAAAACAAACACACACACAAUGUCACAUUUUUGUGUGAUG